AUGUAUACCAACUUGAAAUUUCAAUCUUUUACGGAAGACCAGCAGCAGACAGAAUAUGUCGAUUCGCACCAAAUGCCCAAGAAUUCCGUCGACAAGAGCUCGUUUUCGUUUGAAGAACGGUUACCAAUCCGCUAUAAUACGUCAGCGGGGAUUGUGGAAGGAAAAUUGAACGUCCAUUUGAUUGCUCAUUCCCACGACGAUCUCGGAUGGGUGAAGACAGUUGAUGAGUACUAUCUUGACCAAGUACAAUACAUCAUCGAGACCGUCGUUGAUCAGCUCGCAGAUAAUCCUGACCGUAAAUUUAUACAAGUCGAACAGGGGUUUUUCUUCUUAUGGUGGCAGCAGCAGGGCGAGACAAUGAGAAAUAGAGUCAGGAAGCUUGUCGCUUCUGGCCAACUUGAGUUCAUCAAUGGUGGGUGGGUGAUGCAUGACGAGGCGGUGUGUCACUACACGGACAUGGUGCACCAGAUGUCAAUGGGCCAUCGCUUCAUCCAGGAGCACUUCAACAUCACGCCGCGCAUUGCAUGGCAGAUCGACCCAUUCGGCCACUCCGCCACCCAGGCUAGCCUCAUCACCUCACAGGGUGGCUUGGACGCCUUUAUCUUUGGCCGAGCGGACUACAAAGACAUGGAGAAGCGCAAAGCAGAGCAGAAGAUGGAGUUUGUGUGGCGGGCGGGCACAGGGGCGCCGAGGGAUACACAGGUUUUCACUGGGAUUCUGUACGAUGGAUACUACUCGCCACAGGAGUUCCGGUACCAGGAGACAGACAGCCCAGAGUACCGAUUCAGGGACUGGCCGAACGAGGUGAGGCCCAACGUGGAGCAAUAUGUGAACUUCUUCGUUCAGGAGACAUUGAACAGGGCGCAGGCCUUCCGCACGAACCACCUGCUGUUCCCCAUGGGCGAGGACUUCUCGUUCAACGAGGCCAUCAUGUGGUUCAAGAACAUGGACAAGCUCAUUCACUACGUCAACCUGGAUGGCCGGGUCAACGCCCUCUACUCCACGCCGUCCCUCUAUGUGGACGCUGUUCAAAAGGAGAACAAGACGUGGCCUCUCAAGACCGGUGACAUGUUCCCCUAUGCUGACGCGCCAAACUUCGUCUGGACGGGGUAUUUCGCCAGCCGGGCAAACUUCAAGCGUUUUGCCCGCGCUUGCAGCUCCCUCUUGCUUGCGACCACAAUUCUAGAAGCUGCGGUGGGCAAGACCUCUCUUAGGGACUGGGGGCUGAAAACCCACAGGAUGAUCGCUACAGACGAGUUUCUGUUCGACAAUCAUCUGGGAAAGAACCUGAUAGCCACCAGCGGGGCGGAUGGGGGUGUGGCGGUGGCACAGCACCACGAUGCCAUCACAGGCACGGCCCAGCAGCACGUGAAUGACGACUACACACUCCGCCUGCACCGAGCAGCACAGGAGGCCUACACUGUAGUGGCAGCCGCUCUUGUCCACCUCAUCACCCAAGCAGCCCCCACCACUCUCCCACCGCGCUCCUCCUCCCCAACAUCCACCUCGACUCCCGAUGAUCCAUCCCGAGCCUUCUUCACACCCACUGCCAACCCAACAAUGGGGCCCUCAGACUUCCCUCCCUUCAAUUCCCAGCCUGGCGACCCCACUCUUGAUCCUGCUGCUCAGUUACAAGCCCAGCCAUGGGCUCCUGCAGACCCGAAUCAACCCCAGUCGUUUCCCGACAGGCCAGUCCCCGAAAAUGCCGUUCCGUUCGAUCCGUCUAUGCCAGAGGGUAGCGAGCCUGACCCGCUUUUCGCUCAACUGCACCCGGAAUUGACUCAGAGCGACACAGGCUCGAAUGAGGGAGAGCCGCAGCACUCGGUGGAUACGCCCUCGUUCUUCCCUUACCAUCGCCAAGUGCCUCCUGUUGACGAGACACUCCAGUCGCAGGAGAGAGUGCAGUGGACAGAUGUGAAUCAGCAGGAACAACCACAAGAGGAGGUUUCGCCUGGGAGAAGGGGGCAAGAGAUGGUGCUGAGUGGAAGGGACACUACCAGCACAGCAGCAGAGAGUAGCAGAGUGGUGGGUGGGGAACUGGGGAGGGAAGGGAGUGGCGCAGGCAGCAGCAACAGGGGAAGGCAGCUUCUGAGGGAGGGUGGGAAUGCGAGCGAUGAGCGUGAAGGGAAGGAGGACAGCAAGCAAGCGAGCACAGAGGGUGGUGAUCGAAGGAGUGCAAGCGAGGGAGGGGCGACGCAUGAUAUGCCUGUGCUGGACUUUCAAAUGUGUCCACUGCUCAACCUCUCCUAUUGCCCCCCGUCUGAAACGAACCUCAGCCCAGACCAAGUCCUGGUGGUGACUGUGUUCAAUCCACUAGGGUGGCCACGCACAGAAAUUGUUCGGUUUCCGGUCGCCUCGUCAUCAGUCCUGGUGACAGACUCGUCCAAAUCCCCCAUCCCCGCUCAAAUCAUCACCGAAACCCUUGUAGACCCCAACAGACGCGCCCUGUACAUUGCUGCCUACUCCGGCCAGUUUCCUGAGGAGCCCCAGCAGUCUCAGCUGCCCCAGCAGCCAGGGCAGCUGGAGGGGCGCCCAGUGUCAGUUGUGUUCCGUGUCGAGGUGCCUCCUCUUGGAUACGCCACAUACUUCCUCACUGCCGUGCCACCAGGCACACAAGGAGCAGCCGUCAUCAGCAUUGCAGAGUCUGCAUCAGUCCCUGCCCUCAAAGACCCAGCUGGAACCCCCAACAGCGCCAACACAGCAAAUUCUCCAUCUGAUAACAUCGUUUUAGGGGGCUCUAAAACCGAGUCAUCUUCUGGUGCUGGUGGCGCUGCUGGCAAGUCUACCGGUGCAGGAAGGGAGGGAGACGCUGCUCUGCGAGUGACGUUCUCCAGGGCAGCGUAUGGCAUGACGCAGAUGGAGCUCGUUCGACAGACUGAUGGCGGACAAGCGACUGUGGAUGUGGCAAAGCCUGUCAGGUCGGACGUCAUGGAGUAUGUCACACAAAAGGGUGGAGCGUACAUCUUUGACCCCACUUCUCAAGCAGCCUACCGGACUCAGAGAGACGACCUGACCUUCCGGGUGUACCCGGGGUGUGACUAUGCCGAACUGCACUAUGUGAUCGGGCCUACUCCGGAGGAAGGCAAGGGUCACGAGGUGGUGACUCGUUUUUCAGCCCCCAUCAGCAGCAACAAGACCUUUUUCACCGACUCCAAUGGCAGGCGGUACCUCAAACGGAUUGUGGACCAUCGCGCUGAUUGGGAGCUUACAGUCACCGAUCCCAUCGCAGGCAAUUUCUAUCCGGUGACGGUGGGCGCGUUCAUCGGGGAUGGAGAGUCACAGCUGUCGCUGCUGGUGGACCGAGCAGCCGGUGCUGCCAGCCUGGCAGCCGGACAGCUUGAAGUCAUGCUGCACCGGUCACUGGUGACAGUGGACAUGAAGGGAGUAGGGGAGAUUCUCAACGAGCAGAUUUCAGUCAAUGGCAACAAUCAACGCCUCAUGGUCAUAGGCUCCAUCCGCUUUGGCUUGCACCCAGGGGACAGCACAGGGGUGGGAGACGAGCACGGAGAGGAGCAGCCUACAGUAACCACUUCUGCCGUUGCCCCUGCUGAUACUGACGCCACCACUGGUGCUGAUCCCACGGGUGCUGGUAUGGAUGCUGGCAGCAUUCCACCCCAAGGAGUUCCUGGGUCAUGGCCUGAAACACCCCCCCAUGGAAGACGAGGGGUUGAAACGGACGGAGGAGCAGGAGGAAAAUAUGAGGCGCCUCAGGGUUUCUCAGGAAUGGGCCGGCCUCGGGAAAGGCGUGGAGGGGAGAGGCAGGAGGGAGAGGGGGAGAGGAAGGGGCAGGGGGCACAGUGGAGGAGGGUGCACGCCCAACGCCUUAUUGCUCCUCUGCAGCUGGCAUUUGCUGUUGAGUCGAAGGAGGCCAUAAGAGCAGCUGAGGCAACCCACAGGUGGAGCUACUCUAUCUCGCAGGAAUCACACGGCAGCAGCUCUCGUACACCCCAGUCUUCUUACUCCCUGCCACCAAACGUAGCUGUCAUCUCCUUCCAGGAGCUGUCUCCAAGGAACAUUGUGCUGCGACUGGCUCAUCUCUACGAGGCAACUUCUCUCAUCGCAAAAGAUCCAAGGAGUGGAAGAGUUAACGCGGAUGGCGAUACUCGAGAAAGCGAUGCAGUCGCGACUGCCACAGCAGAUGCAACAGGGCGAGGGGAAACGAGUUGUGCUGUACCAGCAGCAGGAGGAGGAGCGGGAUCGGUAACGGUGGAUUACUCAGUGCUUAUGAGCCGAAUGCUGACGACGGGGUUUCAGGCCACGUGUUUGGGGCAAGCGAUUAACGAAGUCAACAGAAUGCUCGCGUGGCGGCUGAGCGAUGACCCACCCAAGCCCGACGACACGGAGGAGGAGAGGGACCCGGCCUUCCGGUCGUCUGUGCGGUGCAAGAUCUUUCUGGGCUUCACAUCCAACCUCAUGAGCUCGGGGCUCCGAGAGACAUUCUGCUUCCUCGCAAAGCACAAACUGGUGGAUGUGAUAGUGACUACAGCGGGGGGCAUAGAGGAGGACGUGAUAAAGUGCCUGGCGCCCACGCUCCUGGGCGACUUCUCCUUACCGGGGAAGGACCUGCGGGCCAAGGGGCUGAACCGCAUUGGCAACCUGCUGGUCCCCAACAACAACUACUGCCUCUUCGAAGACUGGGUGCUGCCUGUAUUAGAUGCUUGUCUCGAGGAGCAGAAAACGCAGGGCGUGGUGUGGACGCCCUCCAAGCUCAUUGACCGCCUGGGGAAAGAAAUCAACCAUGAGGAAUCGGUUCUCUACUGGGCGCACAAGAACGGAAUCCCGGUGUUCUGUCCAGCCAUCACAGACGGGUCCCUCGGUGACAUGAUCUACUUCCACUCCUUCCGCUCGCCAGGGCUGCUCAUUGACCUCGUGCAAGACAUCCGUGCGAUGAACGGUGAGGCAGUGAACGCCACCCCCCGGCGAACAGGCGUGAUCAUUCUGGGAGGGGGCCUGCCGAAGCACCACAUCUGCAACGCUAACAUGAUGCGCAACGGGGCUGACUAUGCGGUCUACAUUAAUACGGCGAGCGAGUUUGAUGGGAGCGACUCGGGGGCGAGGCCUGACGAGGCUGUGAGCUGGGGGAAGAUCCGCGGAGAUGCCACCGCUGUGAAGGUGAGAUGCCAUGUAGUUCACAUAAACGCGGCCAUUAAGUUCGAUGGGAGCGACUCGGGGGCGAGGCCUGACGAGGCUGUGAGCUGGGGGAAGAUCCGCGGAGAUGCCACCGCUGUGAAGGUGAGAUACCAUGUAGUUCACAUAAACGCGGCCAUUAAGUUCGAUGGGAGCGACUCGGGGGCGAGGCCUGAUGAAGCUGUGAGCUGGGGGAAGAUCCGCAGAGAUGCCAGCGCAGUCAAGGUGAGAGGGAGAGAAAGGUCAUGCCUUUAA
Messenger RNA from Closterium sp. Yama58-4, 5382 nucleotides. The record is from the annotation of a GenBank genome assembly. NCBI's taxonomy places the organism in Eukaryota, Viridiplantae, Streptophyta, Zygnematophyceae, Desmidiales, Closteriaceae.